AUGGCUUUGCUACCGCUCUUGUUAGAGGAAACUUUUCCUCUUCCACGAAGAGAUUAUUUAUCCAUAUUUGCCCCAGAAGAAGACUCUCUUCGCUUGAGAAACGCUAUCAAUCAAUUGGUAAAUUUGGAAAAAGACACUUCCAUUACCGUUGACAAGGACCAAUUCCAAGCCAACAUCGACGUCCAACAAUUCACUCCUGAAGAAAUCACUGUAAAACUAGAAGAUGAAAACAGCGUCACUGUAGAGGGCAAACAUGAAGAGAAGCAGGAUGAACAUGGCUACAUUUCCAGACAUUUUGUGAGGAAAUAUGUGCUUCCGGAGGAUUGUGACGUUAAAAAGUUGCAGUCGAAAUUGUCCAGUGAUGGAGUCCUUAGCAUUUCAGCGCCGAAAAGAAGGAAAAUAACUAAGCAGAAAUACAGGGAAAUUCCUAUUGUGCGAACAGGGCCUUUGAGGAAACUUGGAGCAGGCAAACAUAAUAAAAAUAAUGUUUAG
This is a messenger RNA of Ceutorhynchus assimilis (cabbage seed weevil), 492 nucleotides long. Lineage: Eukaryota; Metazoa; Arthropoda; Insecta; Coleoptera; Curculionidae. The record is from the annotation of a GenBank genome assembly.